Molecule: messenger RNA, 711 nt
Organism: Adelges cooleyi (spruce gall adelgid)
Lineage: Eukaryota; Metazoa; Arthropoda; Insecta; Hemiptera; Adelgidae
Product: metalloendopeptidase OMA1, mitochondrial-like
Exons: 1
Coding region: 1-711 (236 amino acids)
Biological process (GO): protein quality control for misfolded or incompletely synthesized proteins; mitochondrial protein processing
Cellular component (GO): mitochondrial inner membrane
Molecular function (GO): metalloendopeptidase activity
Source: RefSeq, a predicted model, not a curated record
AUGGCGGAAAUCGACGAAUGGUCCACCAGAUACAUGUUGGCCCGGUUCUGUAUGUUGCUCUACCCCAAGGACAGCGCCAGGCACAGGCAAGUGGCCGGGAUAGUGCAUAAAGUCGCUUUGGCCAACCCCGGAAUGGCCGGCGCCACGCCCUGGAGAGUGUUCGUCGUGGACGAGUCCGAUGUGAACGCGUUCGCGCUGCCCUACGGUUCGAUGUUCUUCUACCGCGGCCUGUUGGACUUCACCAACAACGCGGACCAGCUAUCCAUGUGCGUGGCUCACGAGAUGGCCCACUGCAUUCUCCGGCACGCCACCGAGAUGAUGAGCCAUCGGCGGCUGUACAACGUGGCCGAACUGCUGCCGUUGACCGUGGCCUACUUUUUCGCGUCCAACAACUACGAGUUGUCCGCGUACAAGGUGCUGUGCAAGAUAGCGUACCAUAUGGUGGCUGAGCUGCCUCGCAGCAGGCUUAUAGAACUGGAAGCCGACACGCACGGCCUGGUGUUGGCGGCGGCCGCCUGCGUGGACCACAGCCAGGCCGUCCACUUCUGGGCCAAAAUAUCCAAGUAUGAGUCCUGGCUCAGUCGCUCUUUUUGGUGGAUGGCCACGCAUCCGCUGAGCGAUGUCCGAAUCCGAAACUUGGAAGUCAACGCGGCCAUGGGCGACCUGAUUGGUGAAGCCAAUGGGUGUGUGUUCAGGCGAAAAUCUUCUUAA